AUGGCAUUGCGCUACUACCGCACGUUCAUCGACGAAGUGGUCACCACUGAAAAUUCGAAGACCGAAGAGAAGCGCGCUUGCAGCAUGCCGCCUACAGGUACGUGCCUGGAGGAGGAGUGCGAAGAGGAGUUGCGAGCUCAGGUGGCGUGCCUCGCAGAGCGAGCUGCCCACCUUGAGCCGCUGCCGCGUGCCGUAGUAAAGCCGGUACAGAUGGCGGGGAGUCGUGGACAUCCGGACCUUUGCCGCCGCCCGUGCCUGCAUUUUGCCGCGGGCGCAUGCCUUCACGGCGAGGAGUGCUUGUAUUGUCACCAGCCUCACCCAGAGCGCGCCGUGACCCUGGACAAGCGCCAGCGCCUGCUGCUGGGAAGCCUCCCAGAAGCGGACCUCCUCGAAAUGCUGGUGCUAGCCUUCGAAGCCAAGCUGCGCGGUGUUGCCGAGCCCCGUGCCGCCCGCAUCCGCGCUUUCCUCGAGGUGUUGGAGAGGGCCGCGGCGGCCGUGCCCGCGGGGCGCCGGGUGGCUUUGCAGGGGAGGCUCCAGGUGGACCAGCGGAAGCUCCAGCAGAAGUUGCAGCAACUGAGCUUGGCCAACCUUUUUGGCGUCACCGCCAGGGUUGCCUCGGCUGAGUUGGCCACACGAUCCUGGGAGGCCUUGGAAAAUCUGCGCCACCUCAGCGAUUUGCUGUGA
Effrenium voratum is the source of this 684-nucleotide messenger RNA. The record is from the annotation of a GenBank genome assembly. Lineage: Eukaryota; Dinophyceae; Suessiales; Symbiodiniaceae.